AUCGUGACCAUAUCAAGAUCAGUAUCACAGGCAACGACAAUGCGGACGCUUCUUUACGAGAGAGUUGGGGCGUAUAUAUACCGCCAGGAUAUGAGAGUAACGAGUUCAAGCGUUCUCACCACCCUCACACCGUUUCGCUUGCGCACUAGACCAGCAACAUGACCGAAGCUCCGAAGGCAAAGAUGCAAUAUGUCCGUCUGGGCAACUCCGGGCUGAAGGUGUCCAAGAUUAUACUUGGAUGCAUGUCCUACGGUAUCAAGAGCUGGGCAGAUUGGGUCCUCGAAGAAGAGGAGGCCAUCAAGCACAUCAAAUAUGCGUACGACGCCGGCAUCCAGACGUUCGACACUGCCAAUGUCUACUCUAACGGUCACUCGGAGAUCAUCCUUGGCAAUGCCAUCCGGAAGCUCGGGCUUCCGCGAGAGGAGUUGGUCAUCUUGACCAAGCUCUACGGUGCGGUGCCUCCGGACUCGACAAUUAGCAUCGUGCGCUCUGGCAAGACGCCUGAGGAAUUUGGUAUCAUCAACCAGAAGGGGUUGAACCGCAAGCACGUUUUCGACUCUGUCAAGGCGAGCCUGAAGCGUCUCCAACUCGACUAUAUCGAUGUUCUGCAAUGCCAUAGGUUUGACCCGACGACGCCGAUCGAGGAGACCAUGCAGGCAUUGCACGACGUCGUCCAAGCUGGUUACGUUCGCUACAUCGGAAUGAGCUCGUGCCAUGCCUAUCAAUUCCAUGCCAUGCAAAACUACGCAAUCAACAACAAGCUCACACCAUUCAUCUCGAUGCAGAACCACCAUAACUUGAUCUAUCGCGAGGAGGAGCGCGAGAUGUUCCCGACAUUGAAGCUCUUCGGUGUUGGCUCAAUCCCCUGGUCACCGCUCGGGCGUGGCGUGCUUACGCGCCCGUUCUCUGUGACGCUCGAGAAGGGCACCUCGCGCACCAAGUCUGACGGAUGGGUACACGGGUACGCCGGAGCGGGGACGUCCGCGAUCGUCGCGCGCGUCGAGGAGCUGGCGCAGAAGAAGGGCAUGACGAUGGCACAGAUCGCGCUCGCGUGGGAACUCGCCAGGGAAGAGGUAACCGCACCCAUUGUUGGCACAACGAGUCUGCAGAACCUGAAGGAGAUCAUCGAUGCACUCGAUGUCAAACUCGACGAGGAGGAGGUCAAGUACCUCGAGGAGCCAUACCAGCCGACCGCGAUUUUCGGGCACUAGUAAACGGCUAUCCCGCUUGUAUAUAGCUCUGCACAGGCUUUUGUGUAUUCGCCGACAGUACUUGAGUUUCGGAGUGCAUCGAGAAAGACGCAGUCAUGAGAACUUU
Molecule: messenger RNA, 1317 nt
Organism: Phanerochaete carnosa HHB-10118-sp
Lineage: Eukaryota; Fungi; Basidiomycota; Agaricomycetes; Polyporales; Phanerochaetaceae
Exons: 12
Coding region: 159-1211 (350 amino acids)
Source: RefSeq, a predicted model, not a curated record